AGAUUUCUAAUACAUAGACUGAAAUAGUAAUUCUGGCUACAAAGGAAUGGAUUAGUUUACAUAAAACAAAACCAAAAUAUAUGCAUAUAUACAGACAACAUUUUCAUUAAACGUGUUUCGAGCAGAAGAGCCGCACGCAUGUGUCAAAAAAGUUUUCUGACAAAUCCCCCAACAAUAAAACCUAAGCCCAGCAAUCUUUCUUUGUACUAAAAAACAAAAAAAAAUCCAUAUACGAAUCACAACACAAAUAACUAUGAAUUUUCAUCACACCACCAAUGUCGAUGAUGGAUGUUACAAUUCAAAAUCAUCAAUAAAGGCAACGUUCCCAAACGCAACGUCGGCAACGCUGACAACGCCUGCAACAGUGCAUAGAAAUGCAACUGAAAAAUGCAACAAAUUACAUGCAGCAGCCACAACAUCAAUAAAAUUUAACGAAAAUAAAUAUUUGAAGUUGCAACAAAAGUGGCGGCAACGCCCGCGGGGGGACACAAAUAUCAAAAAUUAUUUCAAAACGAAUUAUUUAUGUACAUAUUUAUUUGUUGUUGUAGUGUUUCUAAGCGGUUGCCACAUAACGCCAAUACAUUGUGCGCAAAACUCUGCUGCGGCAAGCGCACAACACAAUGGCCUCAACGACAACAGCGAACAACAGACACUAAAGCAGCAAACUUCAUUUAGUCAAACUGUAAAUAGUACAAGUAAUAACAUUAAUAAUAAUAACAGCAGCAACAACAACGAAAAUGUUAUAAAAUCCACUGCAAACAUAAAUAAAGCAGUAACAGCAGCAGCAGCAGCAGCAGCACCAGCAUCAGCAGAGGCUGAAGCAGUUGGUGCAGUUGAAAAUAUUUUUAAUGAUUACACUGAAGCCUUUGCUACGCUCAUUGCAGAAGGCCAUCUCAAUAAAACCACCAAUAAACAGAGUAGAAACAAAAACAAUGCAAGCAAAAACGCCAACGGUGGCAGCAGCAGUAGCAGCAGCGCUGACAGCAACAGCUCUAGCAAAAGUAGUAGUUAUGAAAGUCGUAGUAAUAAUUUAACAUAUAGUAAAUCAAGCGAUAGCAGCACUGAUAGUAAUAGUAAUUUUAAUCUGCACGAUGAGCUGUUGGACAGCUUUCGUGGCACGCACGGCAUGCCGCAGCAACCGAUGUAUACGAAUGAAUUUGCUGUGCAUAUACCAGCAGGCAACAGAAUGGCCGAUAUAAUUGCGGAAAAAUAUGGAUUCACAAAUGUGGGUCAGAUUGGCGCGCUUAAAGACUAUUAUUUAUUUCAUCAUCGUCAUGUCUCAAAAAGAUCCCUACGCACAAGUGAUGAGCACCACAGCGCCUUAAAUUCCGAACCAGAGGUGCGAUGGAUGCAACAACAACAUGAGAAAACACGUCAUAAACGUGAUGGUUCCUAUACAGCAUUACCCGGUUACAGUCCGUACGACGUUAUACGUCCAUCCGCAAAUUUCGGCAGCGGUCCUAAUUCACGACUGUCAUUUGCAACUGGACUACAUCGUCCAGCGCCCCGCGCACCACGUAUACAGUACCGUGAUGCAAGCUCACACAAUAUUUUCCCAGAUCCUUUGUUCAAGGAACAGUGGUACUUGAAUGGCGGCGCCAAAGAUGGUCUUGAUAUGAAUGUCGGUCCGGCAUGGCAGAAAGGAUAUACGGGCAAAGGCGUUGUGGUAUCAAUACUGGACGACGGCAUACAAACAAAUCAUCCUGACCUUGCGCAAAAUUAUGAUCCGGAUGCGUCAUUUGACAUUAACGGCAAUGACUCCGAUCCAACGCCACAAGAUAAUGGCGAUAACAAACAUGGUACCAGAUGUGCUGGCGAAGUGGCUGCUGUAGCCUUCAACAAUUAUUGUGGCGUUGGUGUAGCUUAUAAUGCCAGCAUAGGCGGUGUGCGUAUGUUGGAUGGCAAAGUAAACGAUGUCGUGGAAGCACAAGCACUUAGCUUAAAUCCUUCGCAUAUAGAUAUUUAUAGUGCGUCAUGGGGUCCUGAGGAUGACGGUUCGACGGUUGAUGGUCCUGGUCCAUUAGCGCGUCGCGCCUUCAUAUAUGGCGUAACAAGCGGACGUCAAGGCAAGGGCUCUAUCUUUGUCUGGGCAUCCGGCAACGGCGGACGCUACACAGACUCCUGCAAUUGUGAUGGUUACACAAACUCAAUUUUCACUCUCUCCAUUUCAAGUGCAACACAAGGCGGCUUUAAGCCAUGGUAUCUAGAGGAAUGCUCAUCCACAUUGGCGACUACUUACAGUUCUGGCACGCCUGGUCACGAUAAAAGUGUAGCUACAGUCGAUAUGGAUGGUCGUCUGCGUCCUGAUCACAUUUGUACUGUAGAGCAUACAGGUACUUCUGCGUCAGCGCCACUUGCAGCUGGCAUAUGUGCUUUAGCAUUGGAAGCUAAUCCCAACCUAACUUGGCGCGAUAUGCAGUAUUUGGUAGUGUACACAUCUCGUCCCGGUCCGCUUGAGAAGGAAAGUGGCUGGAUAUUGAAUGGUGUUAAACGCAAAUACAGUCACAAAUUCGGUUAUGGUUUGAUGGACGCAGGCUCUAUGGUUAGCUUAGCAGAACAAUGGACCUCAGUGCCGCCACAACACAUUUGUAAAUCACGUGAAAAUAAUGAGGAUCGCAAAAUUGAAGGCACUUACGGUUACACUUUGGCUACACACAUGGAUGUCAAUGGCUGUGCUGGUACAAUAAAUGAAGUGCGUUACCUGGAGCAUGUGCAAUGUCGCAUAACCUUACGCUUCUUCCCACGUGGUAAUUUGCGCAUUCUACUUACUUCACCCAUGGGUACUACUAGUACGCUACUCUUUGAACGUCCGCGGGACAUCGUCAAAUCAAAUUUUGAUGAUUGGCCAUUUUUGAGUGUGCAUUUCUGGGGUGAGAAAGCAGAAGGCCGCUGGACAUUGCAGGUCAUUAAUGGCGGCAGAAGACGUGUUAACCAACCAGGUAUACUAUCCAAGUGGCAGUUAAUAUUUUAUGGUACCGCAGUGCAACCAAUGCGUUUGAAAAGUGACUUGAUGAGUCAGCAAGUACGUGGUCCUGGUUUAAAUCCAUUUGCUUUUCCUACCGAAUCGGAUUUAGGUCAAUCUGUAAAUGAGGGCGGCUACUUUAAUACGGAUCAGUUUUCGGGCUAUCUUAACUAUCAGAAUCUAUUCACUGGCGCUGGUUCCAAUCCAGAACAAGCAGUAGCCACCGUCGAUGGCCACAAUAUACCAACUCCACAACGUCAAAAUGUUAUGGCUGACUCCAAUAACAAACUUGUGCUCCACGAUUGCGACCCAGAGUGUGAUUCACAGGGCUGCUAUGGCCGUGGCCCAACACAAUGCGUGGCUUGCAAGCACUACCGGCUCGACAACACCUGUGUAAGUCGUUGCCCACCACGUUCGUUUCCCAAUCAAGGCGGCGUUUGCUGGCCUUGCCAUGAGUCUUGUGAAACGUGCGCCGGUGCUGGUCAAGACAGCUGCUUAACAUGUGCACCUGCACACUUGCAUGUUACUGAUUUGGCAGUCUGCCUGCAGGUCUGCCCCGACGGUUACUACGAAAAUUACGACAACAAAACAUGUGUGCCAUGUGAAGCAAAUUGUGCUUCCUGUCAAGAUCGUCCCGACUACUGCACCAGUUGUGAACAUCACCUGGUUAUGCACGAACACAAAUGCUACUCAGCAUGUCCGCUGCACACCUAUGAAACGGAAGACUACAACUGCGCUUCGUGCCAUUCAUCUUGUGCCACUUGCAAUGGUUCCGCCGAGUCCCAGUGCAUCACAUGCCGUUCCGGUCGUUUUGCCUUCGAUGGCAAAUGCUUAAAUAGUUGCCCCGAUGGCUAUUAUGCGGACAAAAAACGACAGGAAUGUGUGUCUUGUCCGACUGGCUGUGCAACAUGUAGCAUUAAUGGUUUUUGUCUUACUUGCCGCGAGAACUGGACACGGAAUAAAAAGGGGAAAUGCAUUAUCACCGGAAGUGAGAACUGCGAUGAAUCUGAGUACUAUGAAAACAAUCACUGUCAUUCGUGUCAUUCCACUUGCGAGACUUGUGAUGGUCCCACCGAGUCCAACUGCUUAAGCUGUCCCCAAAGUUUGUUACUACAGUCGAGUCGUUGUGUCAGCAGCUGUGAUGAUGGUUUCUACAUGGAAGCGGGUAUAUGCGCCAAAUGUUUACACACCUGCACACAGUGUGUUUCACGUAUGAACUGCACGUCCUGUGCCAAAGGCCUGCAGCUGCAAAGUGGCGAAUGUCGCACUACCUGUGCCGAUGGUUACUACAGUGACCGUGGCACUUGCGCUAAAUGUUACCUAAGUUGCCACACCUGCAGUGGACCACGUCGUGACCAAUGCGUGCAAUGUCCCAACGGUUGGCAAUUGGCAGGUGGUGAAUGUCAUCCAGAGUGUCCAGAAGGUUUCUACAAGUCAGAGUUUGGCUGUCAAAAAUGUCACCAUUAUUGCAAAACAUGCAACGGUGCCGGUCCACUUGCUUGCACUUCAUGCCCACUGCACUUUAUGCUAGACGGUGGACUUUGUAUGGAAUGUUUAGGAUCUCAAUUCUAUGAUUCGCCUACACAAACUUGCAAGACAUGCCAUGAUUCCUGUCGUUCAUGUUCCGGGCCAGGACAAUAUUCAUGCCAAACCUGCGCUUUUCCACUGCAUUUGGAUCGUUUGAAUAAUCAGUGCGUACCUUGUUGCCCAACUGAUGCAGCACCUGAAGAUCAAUCUUGUUGUCAUUGCGAUAAAGAUACCGGCGGUUGCAUAAAUGCAUCACCUGCCGGUAAACGUCGCAUUGCAGCUGGCGCUGAACAGCAACAAUUUGGCAGCUCUUACGGUAACAGUGGUGGUCUCUAUGGUAAUGUAUUGGAUGAUGAAAAUUCAGGAAUUGGUGCUGGUUUGGGAUCCCCGUUCACCACAAUCACUGCAAUUGCGGUUGCAGCUUGCUUGCUUAUUGUAACAGUAUUUGCUGUCAUCUUUGCCAUACUGCAGCGCACCAGUUAUCGUUCCGUGCGUUCCACAACCCGUUAUAAUAAAAUACCCAACCGGUCAAAAAGAAACUCACGCAAAUCGUCCUCAUCGACAUUGAUUAAAGUAGAUUCCGAAGCAAACAAUGAGGAUGACGACGAUGACGACGAUGACAAUGGUGAUGACUAUGGCGACGGUGAUGGCGAUGGUGAUGGCGAUGCCAAUUACAAUGAUGAUGAAUUAAAUAUGCACAAUGCAGUUGAUAACGAAUAUGAAGAUGAGAAUCAGCUUGAUGAAAUCAAGUGUUUCAGUAAAAAAAGUACGAAAUCCCACAGUGCAGGACAGCAGAGAGCGAAGAAUAUUCAGGAAACUUGCGUGCUGGAGGCUGAUGAGUUGGAACCAAUAGUUCGCGGUGGUAAACGCAAGACACUGAAGUCUUCAACGACAACAAAAACGAAUGCAAAACACAGUUGAAUUAAGUAACGGCAGUCACUUGUAGUAUCCGAAAAUAAACGCGAUUUGUAAAUUUCUGUAAAAACGCAAUGA
Molecule: messenger RNA, 5482 nt
Organism: Teleopsis dalmanni
Lineage: Eukaryota; Metazoa; Arthropoda; Insecta; Diptera; Diopsidae
Product: furin-like protease 2
Exons: 15
Coding region: 254-5410 (1718 amino acids)
Biological process (GO): protein processing
Cellular component (GO): trans-Golgi network; Golgi membrane
Molecular function (GO): serine-type endopeptidase activity
Source: RefSeq, a predicted model, not a curated record